AGCAUGCUGGUCGUGAUGACUGCUUUGACAUGUUCUGUCUAACGUACGUGUAGACCUAACAAACCUCAAGUCUUCAAAUGCAUCAUUAUCAUCAUUUGAUUUCACCAUCAGCAUCAUCAUCAAAAAACAUAGCUGGUGAGACUGACAACUCUGAGAAUGUCAAGGAGAAAAUUCUUAUGAAACUGAAUGCCAUGGAAUACAGCAUUGAUGGUACAUUUACAGUGGGGUGUGUAGAUGAUGAUAGUUCCCUCUCCACCCCUCGGUUAUCACGAGAAAUAUCUAAACUGGGACACUAUGCCAAUUCAAAGAAGCAGAAGAAAGAGAAUGACAAUGCCCUGGCAAAUAGUACAUUGGUAGUGCUGCAGGACAUGGAAGAAGCAUUGAAUAGCAGCAAUGAAAAUGAUAAGUUGGGAAGUUGGGACACUGGUGUUGUGGCUGCCGUUGUUGGGGCUGCUCCUGGUGAUGGUGUAGCUGCUGCUGUGGCUGAUGGUGCUGCUGACGAUGCUGUGGCUGGUGCUGGGAGAGCUGGCAGUAACAGUAAGGGUGCUGUGUCCCGGGUGGUUGGCAGCACUGUUGGUUGUGCUGGAGUGCUGUUAGAAUAA
Schistocerca serialis cubense is the source of this 602-nucleotide messenger RNA. RefSeq lists its product as uncharacterized. The transcript is spliced from 4 exons. Bases 78 to 602 code for a protein of 174 amino acids. NCBI's taxonomy places the organism in Eukaryota, Metazoa, Arthropoda, Insecta, Orthoptera, Acrididae. The record is from RefSeq and is a predicted model, not a curated record.